AUGACUUCCAAGCUCAUCCCUUCAGAUCCCUCCAAGGUGAUGGUGAUUCGACAGGUCACCCCAAACAUUACGACGUGCUCGGCGCCAUUCCUUCGAUUCGGUAGACUCAAGGUCGGUGGGCGAGGCACUAUUGUACGACUCCAGUCCGGCGCCCUCGCAGUCUUCUCUCCCACCGCUCUCACACCCGAAGUCCGCUCUACAGUCGAAUCCAUGGGGAACAAAGUUGGAUACAUUGCUGCAGGGGAUUACGAGCACCAUAUUUUCAUCACCGAGUGGGCCAAAGCAUAUCCAUCAGCCAAGCUCCUAGGUGUCGAAGGCCUGGCAGAGAAACGUGAAAAGAAUCAAGCUACUGCCGGCAGCAAAUUCCAGCAUGUAUGGACACAGAAGAAUAAGGCAAACAUGAAAGUCGACCCGGAAUUCGACGAAGAAUUCGACUACGAGUAUGUGGGAAGUCAUGCAAACAAGGAGCUAGUCCUUGUUCACAAGCGUGACAGGACGUUGAUAGAGGCGGAUAUGAUGUUCAAUCUCCCCGCGAAGGAACAAUUCUCUAGGACCGGCGAAGAUCCAACGUCCGGCAUCUUGACAAGAUUAUUCAUUGGUUUACAAAAUACAAUGGGACCUGCGAAAUGGCAGAAGAGAUUCCUUUGGUACGUUGCAAGUGCGGGAGAUCGUCAAGGUUUCAAUCAGAGUGCGAGGAAGAUUGCUAGCUGGGACUUUGACAGGAUAAUUCCGUGCCACGGCGACGUGAUCGAAAGCGGUGGAAAAAGCAUCUUCAAGAAAGUUUUUGAUUGGCAUCUGAACGCUUCAGUCAAGUAG
Molecule: messenger RNA, 816 nt
Organism: Letharia columbiana
Lineage: Eukaryota; Fungi; Ascomycota; Lecanoromycetes; Lecanorales; Parmeliaceae
Exons: 3
Coding region: 1-816 (271 amino acids)
Source: RefSeq, a predicted model, not a curated record